ACGAGGGAACGAAGUUUCACUGAUAAGAAUUUCUUUCUUAUUCAAUAUUUUAGUGCCUAUCAGGUGAUUGUUCUGAAAGUCUGUGAUUGUUAUCAAGAGCUUUUCAGAGACUUUCAUUUAAAGCUGAAAGAUUUGAAUAGAAACAACGACACUUUUUAUCCAUUUUACGUUGCUGCGGAGAUUAAAAAUAAUCCUGUGCACGAUAAGUCUUGGAAAUUUAAGGUUGGUGACGGGAAGUCAUAUGGAGCCUUUUUUAACAAAGAACUGACAAGAGGAGAAAGCUACAUUGUCUACCAAAGAGCCCUAACCAAUCACAACAGUCAAAUUUUAGAGGGAGAAGUCAGCAAAAUCGCCAUGAUUUCUAUUAAACCAGGGCCACAGUGUAUAACUCAAGAGACAAAAGGAGAAAACUCUGAAAGCCAAGUCCUCCUCGCUGCUGUCAUCACUCUUUCUUUCAUUGUUUUUUUCUCUCUUGUUUUAAAUGGUACACUGAUAUGGCGAUUAAGACAAGCUGAGUCUAACAAAAGAACAAGCAUAGUAGACAGUGGUACCCCUCAAGUCCACCCCGGUGUUUUUCAAGUGUCAGAGCCUGGUGUUUAUAUGGAACUACAACCCAGGCCCUCUGACGGCCAGUCACGUGAACCACCUGAAUACCAGUCAUUGCAGGACAGACGAGUGACUUCAGAUUACUACAAUAUGGAAUUUUUAGAAGGACGCUCGAAUGACAAGGGAAAAGUUUAUGAGAAUAUGGAGUGAAAUGUCCUCCACCUGGAAAAAUGUGUGGACCAUCCCUAAUUAAGGCGAUCCGUGGUGUUAGUUUAGUGAAUCCCCAUGAAGUUCAUUGUAGUGUUGUACCGUUGUUACUUCACUACACAUGUUGAUUUUUUUUCUCAAUUUGAAAUGAUAAUUUUUGAUGCCAUAGGUAUAGCAGUAAUUAAAUCACCCGGAUUUAUGAAAUAUUCUUAAAAGUAUGUCCUGUUCUCUUUUAUUAUUAAAGCCUGUUCCUAGUUGAGGUUUGCCAAAUUUUAAGCAGUUCAUCGCUUCUAUGUGGUCAACGCAAAUUAUCCUUUCAGUUUUGUUUUUUUUAUAAUAAUUUCUACAGGUUAUCAAAGUAGUUAAGUUUAGUAAAUAAAACGAUGGAACCUAAUUAAUUCAAUCGUUUUGUCACAUUCCCUUGCAUGCUUUCACAAGGAUUGCUUUUGAAAAAGCUCGGUAUCGACUAAUAAACAAUAGACUAUUUUACAACCCUAACGGAAUAUUUUUAACGUUUAAAAGUAAAUUAGAAUUGAAAUGUUAA
Stylophora pistillata is the source of this 1297-nucleotide messenger RNA. Its product is annotated as receptor-type tyrosine-protein phosphatase delta. Gene Ontology annotation, molecular function: protein binding. NCBI's taxonomy places the organism in Eukaryota, Metazoa, Cnidaria, Anthozoa, Scleractinia, Pocilloporidae. The record is from RefSeq and is a predicted model, not a curated record.